Molecule: messenger RNA, 2595 nt
Organism: Oncorhynchus keta (chum salmon)
Lineage: Eukaryota; Metazoa; Chordata; Actinopteri; Salmoniformes; Salmonidae
Product: beta-1,3-galactosyl-O-glycosyl-glycoprotein beta-1,6-N-acetylglucosaminyltransferase 3-like
Exons: 1
Coding region: 514-1827 (437 amino acids)
Cellular component (GO): membrane
Molecular function (GO): acetylglucosaminyltransferase activity
Source: RefSeq, a predicted model, not a curated record
UGUGUGUGUGUGUGUGUGUGUGUGUGCGUGAGUGCGUGCGUGCGUGCGUGCGUGCGUGCGUGCGUGCGUGCGUGCGUGUGUGUGUGUGUGUGUGUGUGUGUGUGUGUGACAUUAAUCAUUUAACAGCAGUUCUCCCAGGCUAUGGUCUGCACAAAUACUAAUAAUACAUACAGUACCAGUCAAAAGUGUUGUAUGUAUCCAACAAUAUUGAUUGCGUGGGGUAAGUGGUUUAGAAUUGUGUAAUUCAGAGCAUCAUGCCAAAACUUGGAAAUGCUAAAAAGUGUGAUAUUGUAGGUUAGUAAUUCAUUUUCAACCACAUUUGUUCCAAGUUUUGUACCUUUUUAAUUUCAUGCGUUUGUAGGCAGUAUAAAGCCAUGCCUACUAAAGUUAAUGAUUACCUACUCACUUUAAUCUGAGUUGAGUGUGUGUGUAUUUCAUUAUUUUACAGAAGUGCUCCCAGACUAUGGUCUGCACAAAUACUAAUAAUACAUUCUUUAGAUAAAUCAUUUUGUUAUGGGUCCUCUUAGACCAUCAUUAUCACAAAAAUGCUUCUUCAGAAACCUCUUUCUCAUCCUAAUGUCUGCUUUAAUCUCACUUCUCCUCUGGAACACUCUGAGACGCCCAACCUGUUCUGAGAGAAGCCCGCUCCCAGCACCUGACCUCCUGCCACAAGACUACGCAGACGACCUGCCUGCCUGCUCAGCCAUCAUCAGAGGAGACCUGAAGGGCAUCGACAAGGAGCAGCUCAGAAGACUUCUGAAAACAAAGAAUAAGCCCAAGCGUCUGUCUGAGGCGUUCUACCACGACGUGACCCGAAACUGUAAAACGUACGUUACAGGCAGAGGGUUCGUCAUGAUGCCCCUGAGUGUGGAGGAGAGAGACUUCCCCAUCGCCUACUCCAUGGUGGUCCAUGAGAAGAUUGAGAUGUUUGAGCGACUCCUGCGUGCCGUGUACACACCUCAGAAUGUAUAUUGCGUGCAUGUGGACCAGAAAUCCUCAGAAGAAUUCAGGACUGCAGUAAAGGCUAUUGUGACUUGUUUUACCAAUGUGUUUGUGGCAAGUAAGACAGAGAGUGUGGUUUACGCAUCGUGGUCUCGAGUGCAGGCAGAUCUAAACUGUAUGAAGGACCUGUUGAAGUCACCUGUCCAGUGGAGGUACCUGCUCAAUACCUGUGGAACAGAUUUCCCCAUUAAAACCAACGCAGAGAUGGUUCAGUCACUCAAACUGCUCAACGGGAGGAACAGCAUGGAGUCUGAGACCACCGUCGACUAUAAGAAACACCGGUGGCAGUAUCAGCACAAUAUAACCAAUAACAUAGUAGUCAGAACAGACGUUACGAAGAGCCCUCCUCCAAUCAGCACCCCCAUGUUUUCCGGAAAUGCCUAUUUCGUGGUCUCCAGGGACUUUGUCCAUCACGUGUUUGACAGCCAGGAGGUUCGGGCCCUGCUGGAGUGGGAGAGGGACACCUACAGUCCUGAUGAGCACCUGUGGGCCACUCUGCAGCGCAUGCCCUCGGUGCCAGGGUCUAACCCUCCUCACGUCAAGUACCAUGAAUCAGACAUGAACGCCAUCGCUCGCAUGGUAAAGUGGAGUUACCUGGAAGGAGAUGUGAGGAAAGGAGCCCCAUAUCCACCCUGCUCCGGUGCCUCCAGGAGAGCUGUGUGUGUCUACGGGGCUGGAGAUCUACGGUGGCUCCUACAACACCACCACCUCAUCGCUAACAAGUUUGACCCAGAGGUGGAUGAUGUAGCCGUUAGAUGUCUGGAGUCCUACCUUCGUUUUAAAGCAACAUAUGGUUCAUCUGGAAGUAUCUGGAAAAAGCUAUGAAAUGAGAAAGGUUUUCACAUACCGUAAUGUACAUUUUUUUUUAAUUUGUGUUUUGGUAUAAUUUUUAUGUGGUUGUUUUACCUAUUGAAUUGAACGCACUGAUUGGAAGAGGCUAUGGAUAAGAGCAUCUGCUAAGUUAUACCAAAAAUGUGCAUUUUCAUGUUGCAUUUAGAAUACACUCUCUAAACAACAGUUAUAUAUUUACACAGUCUAUAUAAUGUCAAUAUAGGUUGUACAAAAAAAAUCAUAAUUGGGGUGUUCAAAUAUGUUGGGAAUUGUGGCACAGGAGAGUCUGAAAAGAAUGAAAUACCCUAACCCUGUUCAAUGUCAGCAGAAAUUUCCUGUGUGAAAUUAGACAGUCAGAGGAUUUUCUUCUGAAUAACUGGUCAGGGUAUACCACGUUCCAUUCAACUUCAGCCAACUUUGAUGUAAAGGCUUGAUAACACCUGUACUGACUACUUCUAUACGUCAUGCCCAUUGUUGCUUGUCGAUUGUUCACUAGAAAAGGCAAUCACUUGGUUGCGGUGACUGAAAGGCUUGGAUAGCUGUGGAUUAGUGAGGAAUGUGGGCAGAGGUCAGGUCAGAUGAAGGGAGAAGGAACCGUUUUAUUACACACUUCAUCUGCCGAGCAGCAAAGAUGUAGUGUUUAGAGGUGCAACGAGGAGACUCUGCCUAAAGGAGGGUAUAAAUAAUGGUGCUGGUGGGAACAUGAUUUUGUCUUUUCAGCUGUUUGACCCAGUGGGUGAAUAAAAUUUGUUUGAGCUUUGA